Messenger RNA from Seriola dumerili (greater amberjack), 1351 nucleotides. RefSeq names its product kelch domain containing 8A (gene klhdc8a). Lineage: Eukaryota; Metazoa; Chordata; Actinopteri; Carangiformes; Carangidae. The record is from RefSeq and is a predicted model, not a curated record. The coding region runs from base 192 to 1256 and encodes 354 amino acids. The transcript has 7 exons. Gene Ontology annotation, molecular function: protein binding.
UACCUUUCCAAUGAAGAACUUCCUCUCCACCCUGGGGCCCUGACUCCACAUUCUUCCAGCUCUUUUACAUCUCCAUCAUCUCAGCUUCCCUUGAUCAAUCCACCUGCAAAACUUGCCAGACUCUCGACUUCCUCCUCCUCCUCCCUCUUCCCUCCCCUCCCCGGUGAGUCUCUCCCUGGGGUGCUGAAGCCAUGGCGGUGCCUUCAGCCCAUGAGUUUCACUGGCAGAACCUGGCACGACUGCCCAGUGGCCGCGUCUACCACACUCUGUCUGAGGUGGGGGGGCAGAUGUACAUGCUGGGGGGCUGCGACACCGCGGGGAGGCCGUGCCCCGGCAUGGAGCUCUAUUCUCCUGAGGGGGACCGAUGGAUAAGUUUGCCCCCGAUGCCCACCCCUCGUGCUGGGGCAGCUGUGGCCGUUCUUGGGAAGCAGAUCCUGGUGGUGGGAGGAGUGGGAGAGGACCAGAGCCCCCUGAAGGUGGUGGAGAUGUACAACACAGAUGAAGGGAGGUGGAGGAAGAGGACCUCUCUGCGGGAGGCCCUGAUGGGUGUAUCCAUCACUGUGAAAGAUGGACGGGCUCUGGCUGUGGGUGGAAUGGGUGCUGACCUGCUCCCUCGUAGCAUCCUGCAGCAGUAUGACCUUCGAAAGGAUGUGUGGGCACAACUUCCUUCCAUGCUGACCCCACGUUACGAUGCCAACAUUAAUCUGCUUGGGAACAAGCUCUACGUGGCAGGUGGACGGCAGUGUAAGAGACCGGUGAAGGCCUUCGAAGUGUACGAUGCAGAGGCGCGUUCUUGGACUACACUACCCAUGAUGCCCUGUAAACGUUCAUAUGGUGGUGUGGUGUGGGACACAGCUGGGAGGCUGUGUCUGCUCGGAGGACUGCGUCAGGGAGGAGGACACCAGAGCUCCAAGUUCACCAAGAACGUCAACAUUUUCGACACUAACCAAGGUGCCUGGUUGAAGUCAGAGGAGACAGUGGCACUGAAAACAAAGAGAGCUGACUUUGCUGCUGGUUUCCUGCGAGGCCGGAUGGUAGUAGCAGGAGGACUUGGUCAUGAGCCCUCAGCACUGGACACAGUGGAGGCCUUUCAUCCUCAGAGGAAGAAGUGGGAGAGGUUGGCGACCAUGACCUUCCCCCGAUGCUCCGCCUCCUCCAUUGUCAUCAGAGACCGCCUCCUGGUGGUGGGAGGAGUCAACCAGGUUCCCAGCUCAGCCCAUGAGAUUCUCUAUGUGAAAGAAGAAGAGUAUCUGUAGCCUGCGGCGACGGACACCAGAUGAACACAGCAGAUCAGAGUCCACUUCCUCUUCUCUGAACAACCCUCCUAAAUGAGACUGUAGUGCAAUAUGUA